AUGAUGGCACCACAAGAUAUGGGCAUUACUGUUAUCAUUGGCAGAGUCGCCAUCAAAAACGACAUUAGUGUGUUUUACUUUGCUACUUUGGUACCGCUUCUUGUCUACUUCCGAGAGGAUGGACAGAUGGAGAAGCGCGAGUUCCUUGAGGAAUGGAAGGGAAUCCCUGAGCAGAAUGAGCAGCAGUUUACCAUUCAGAAUUUGCACAAUUUGAAUGCCGACGCUAUCUGCAAUAAGCUGCAGCUCAACAAUAUAUUCACUGUUGCUCGGCGACAAGUUGAUAAUCAGCAACUCCUCUACCAUUCUGUCAAAUAUACCAAUAAUCUGACGGUUUUGUCGGAGCUUAAAGUCAACUCAUCGAGCCCGUCGAUUACCCUUUCGUUGAAGUCGAAGAAUGUGAUGGCGAUUGCGAAUAUGAAUGAAGUGUUCCAGGCAAUUUUGAAUAAUUGA
Messenger RNA from Caenorhabditis bovis, 450 nucleotides. Lineage: Eukaryota; Metazoa; Nematoda; Chromadorea; Rhabditida; Rhabditidae. The record is from the annotation of a GenBank genome assembly.